CAGACUUCUGGAACAGCAGCUCUUCUGAAGGCUAGUUGUGACACCCAAAGUGACAAGAGCAGGCCCAUCUUCAGCCACCUCAUCCAGAAAGAAAAAGGGGUCUCAGGCCUGAGUUCCUGGAGACCAUGUCAGUAUAAGAACCACCAGGGCAAGUGUACGGGAAUGGUAUCACCACAGGGUAUUGUGUUCUCUCACAUUGGAAAAGCUAGCUGUGCAGGAAACUAAAAACAAAGAAUCUUGGGCAUGUUCACAGGCCUUAUCAAAGAAGAGUGCUAUAUGAGAUCAAAUGGCUGCCUUUCCCCACAAGAUUAUAUUUUUCCUGAUAUCCUCUACUUUGACACAUAUGGUUUCCUCAGCAAUUUUCAAAAAACACGACUUCACUAAAUGGCCUAAGCCCCCAUGUAAAAUGUAUCAACCACCGGAACCAUUUUACGAUGUAGACUGCCCUGAUGUAAUAGCACCUGUUUGUGCCUCAAAUGGCCGCACUUUCCAGAAUGAGUGUUUCUUUUGUGUUGAGCAGUGAUUAGUCCUGUCUUGUCAGUUAACUUCUUCAUGACCUGUGAGAUCUUCUCUGUUGGGGAUCCCCAAGACUAUCUUCAGGCUUGAGGAUUCAGGAGGACUCAUAAAACUCAGAAGGGCUGUUAUAUUCAUGGUAACUGUUUAUUACAAUGAAAGGAUACAAACUAAAAUCAGCAAAGACCACAGAUGCAUGAGGUGGAGUCCCCGAGAGAGCAGGCACACGUUUCCAGCUGUCUUCUCCCAGUGGACUCACAGAAGUGAUACCUAAUUCUCCCUGGUACCAUGACAACACACAUGAAGCAUUGCUUACCAGGGAA
Messenger RNA from Cercocebus atys (sooty mangabey), 836 nucleotides. It is a transcript of the gene SPINK13, whose product is annotated as serine peptidase inhibitor, Kazal type 13 (putative). The record is from RefSeq and is a predicted model, not a curated record. Gene Ontology annotation, molecular function: protein binding. NCBI's taxonomy places the organism in Eukaryota, Metazoa, Chordata, Mammalia, Primates, Cercopithecidae. The coding region runs from base 287 to 523 and encodes 78 amino acids. The transcript is spliced from 5 exons.